Messenger RNA from Poecilia latipinna (sailfin molly), 1648 nucleotides. It is a transcript of the gene opn3, whose product is annotated as opsin 3. Gene Ontology annotation, molecular function: G protein-coupled receptor activity. Lineage: Eukaryota; Metazoa; Chordata; Actinopteri; Cyprinodontiformes; Poeciliidae. Gene Ontology annotation, biological process: G protein-coupled receptor signaling pathway; visual perception. Gene Ontology annotation, cellular component: membrane. The transcript is spliced from 4 exons. The record is from RefSeq and is a predicted model, not a curated record. The coding region runs from base 127 to 1296 and encodes 389 amino acids.
UUUCAUCCAAAAGCGCUCGCGCUGCUUGCUGGUUUGAAUGAGCGGCGCGCGCGGCUCCUCGAGCGCACCUUGCCACUCGCCUCUUGUGCGCCUCACUAUGCUGGAAACCAAGUUUGCGUCCCCGCGAUGAAUCCGGCCAACGAAACCGAGGGAAGCGCUGACAGAUACCUGUUCGCGGAUGGAACCUACAAACUUCUGGCGGUCGCCAUCGGAACCAUCGGAGUGUUCGGGUUCUGCAACAACGUGGCGGUGAUUUUACUCUACUGCAGGUUCAAGAGGCUCCGCACGCCCACCAAUCUGCUGCUGGUCAACAUAAGUUUGAGUGAUUUUCUGGUGUCGGUCGUCGGGAUAAACUUCACGUUUGCGUCGUGCGUCAAAGGCAGGUGGAUCUGGAGCCAGGCGACAUGCGUCUGGGACGGAUUCAGCAACAGCCUGUUCGGCAUCGUCUCCAUCAUGACUCUGGCGGCUCUGGCGUAUGAGCGCUACAUCCGGGUGGUGCACGCCCAGGUGGUGGACUUCCCCUGGGCGUGGCGGGCCAUCGCCCACAUCUGGCUGUACUCGCUGGCCUGGACCGGGGCGCCUCUGCUGGGCUGGAACCGCUACACGCUAGAGAUCCACCAGCUGGGCUGCUCCCUGGACUGGGCAUCCAAAGACCCAAACGACGCCUCCUUCAUCCUCUUCUUCCUCUUCGCGUGUUUCUUCGUGCCCGUUGGCAUCAUGGUCUACUGCUAUGGCAACAUCCUCUACACAGUGAGAAUGCUGCGUUCACUGCAAGACCUGCAGACGGUCCAGAUUAUAAAGAUCCUGCGCUACGAGAAGAAGGUGGCGGCCAUGUUCCUACUGAUGAUUUCCUGUUUCCUGGUGUGCUGGACGCCGUACGCCGUGGUUUCCAUGAUGGAGGCGUUCGGCAGGAAGGCCAUGGUCUCUCCCACCGUGGCCAUCAUCCCGUCCUUCUUCGCCAAGUCCAGCACGGCGUACAACCCCGUCAUCUACGUGUUCAUGAGUAGAAAGUUCCGGCGUUACUUCCUGCAGCUGCUCUGCUCCCGGCUCUUCCAUAAGAUCUCCUGGCUGCAGCAGAACCUCAAAGAGCGGCAGCUGACGCCCGCAGAGCGCCCCAUCCGUCCCAUCGUCGUCUCCAGCGCCUGCGACUCCAGGGACCGGCCCAAGAAGAGGGUCACCUUCAACUCCUCCUCCAUCGUCUUCAUCAUCACCAGCGACAAUUUCCAGCAAUUUGACGUCACCUCCAAGGCCAGAGAUUCCUCGCAGGUGAACGUCAUCCAAGUGAGGCCGCUGUGACCUUUGACCUCUUGGUAAUGCCUUAUGACCAAACAUGCAGUUCCACGCCAAGCUAAUCCCGCCUGACCUCCUCGGCUGUUUCUGUGUCUGAACGCAGCCCCAGACUUUUUACAACUGACUGUAAAUACCCAACAGGAGGCAACAUCCUCAUUAGACAUCAGCUGUGGUGAUAUUAGGUAAUUGCAUAGUUGAUUAACUAGUUUUAUGUCAUGCAGUGUGUGGGAGAGUAGCUGCAUUUCUGUUACAAAUCAGCUCAAAACUUUGUCAACAUUCUACACUAAUGCCGGAAAAACACAAUUUUGCAAUUGUGAUGUUUAAGUUAAAUGAGAAACGGGAUUAAAAUCACAGCUGA